AUCCACGGUCGUCAGAAGCUAAGACCGCUGCGUUAGCAGAAUUUACAUGUCAGAUCGAAACAGAAGGGGUAUAGACUGGAAGCGAUUAAGCGGGGUGGGGGAAGAGGGUUACGGAACUGAAGAGAGGGGGGAUGUUAUCUUGAAACAAGCGGACAAAAUGAAAAAAUAGAACAUACAACCUCCCGGCGCCAGAUGAUGUGAUUUGCACCGUAUUGUUCCUCAAUUUCAUAAACUGCAGCAGUAUUUCCUUCAAGGAGAGCACGAGGUAGUCGAUACAAGGGGUUAGUCGUAUUGUAAAAACUGACCUGGUUCCCCGCUGAGAUGUAAGUCGGUAGCUACAAACAGGUGUACACCAAUCCGGAGUGAUGAACAGGACAACUGAAACGCAAGACUGUAUUGCCAAUGGGAUCUAUCUGGGUUAUUCGCCUGGACUGAGGAUUGACAAUUUUUUCCUUCGCCCUCCCCUGGCCGGUGUGUGUAGAUAAUGGAGAGUUCUCAUGGCUCCACCAGUGAAACCAAGCAGCAAAACCACCAGUUGGAAAAGAAACGACUGAACAGAGCGCCUUCACCCGCGAGACCUUUCAUUAAGGAUAUUCAUUCCAGGUCUUCCAAACCGCCGGCAAUCGCUCCAAAAUCCCCCAAACUGACAAGCAAGCAGCAGCCGUCCGUAGGGCUCUUAGCCACUCAAAGCCGCCUCUCCAGACGCGCCGCUCCUGCAGCAAAAGACAAGACAGCCCCGUUAAAAAGUACCACUAAGCCUACGGUAACUAAAAAGGGAGUUAAGCUCACCCAACAUGGUACUUCAGAACAGAAAGUCAUCAGCAAGCAGGGCGAUUCUAGCCAAAAUAUUACUAAAGGUAAAAAGGUUAAAAUCUCCCAUCUAGUUCAUGGUUCGUUCGGCCAUGGCUCCCCAGUCCGUGUUCCAACGGGAGGCAGCCUCGGAAGGAUCAGUCACACUGACAGCAGUUCGGAUUUGUCAGACUGCCCCUCCGAGCCGCUGUCCGACGAGCAAAGGCUCGCUCAGGCGGCAAGCAGUGAUGCCGAAUCCGGCUCGGGCUCCGGUUCCAGCGACCGAGACCAGCAGGCGGUGGAUAAUCCAUUGCCGGGAGCCUCAUCUUCAGAGACGCCGGAAGGUGCUCACGUCUCGCCGCGUACAGGGGAACUGUGCACGGCAUCAUCCGGUGUGGCGAAGGAGCGAUUGUCCCACGGGCUGCCUUUGCAAAAAAAGUGCAUCACGGUGGAACUGACAGACAGAUUAAAACUCGGUCUUAAAUCAGAAAAUCAAAAGGCGCCGUUACAGUACACACCAGAAAGCAGCAAGGAGUUAAUUGAAGAGGAUUUGCUAAGGGAAAUUGAAGAUCUCCGUUCAGAAAAUGACUAUCUCAAGGAUGAGGUGGAUGAGUUGCGGGCGGAGAUGGAGGAGGUGCGGGACAGCUACCUGGAGGAGGAGGUGUACCAGGUGCAGGAGCUGCGGCGGGAGCUGGACAGAGCCAAUAAGAACUGCCGAAUACUGCAGUACCGGCUGCGCAAGGCGGAGCAGAGGAGCCUCCGCGUGGCCCAAACCGGACGGGUGGACGGGGAACUGCUGCGGAACCUGGAGCAGGACCUGAAGGUGGCCAAGGACGUGUCGGUGCGUCUGCACAAUGAGCUGGACAGCGUGGAGGACAAGCGCUCGCGAGCGGAGGAUGAGAAUGAGCUGCUGCGGCAGAAGAUCAUCGAGGUGGAGGUCUCCAAACAGGCCCUGCACAACGAGCUGGAGCGGGUCAGAGAGGGCACGCUGCGCAGACGGGCCAGCCGGGAGAUGUUCAAAGAGAAGAAGUCUGCGGCCCAGGAGGACAGCGCCGACCUCAGGUGCCAGCUGCAGUUUGCUAAGGAGGAGUCUGCGCUGAUGCGUAAGAAGAUGGCCAAGCUGGGCCGGGAGAAGGACGAGCUGGAGCAGGAGCUGCAGAAGUACAGGUCCGUGUACGGGGACGUGGACAGCCCGCUGGCGCCCGCCGAAUGCGGCGGCGGCCCCCACACCACCCGGGAGGCGGAGCUUAAGCUGCGCCUGAAGCUGGUGGAGGAGGAGGCCAACAUCCUGGGGAGGAAGAUGGUGGAGCUGGAGGUGGAGAACCGGGGCCUGCGGGCGGAGAACGAGGACCUCCGCUGCCACUACGAGGAGAUCUGCCUGGGGAGGGAGCCGCUGUCCUGCCCCCCCGCCUCCCCCUACGGCGAUGCGCUGGAGUCGGGGGCGGAGCUGCGGCGCCACCUGCAGUUUGUGGAGGAGGAGGCGGAGCUUCUGCGGAGAUCCAUCUCGGAGAUCGAGGACCACAACAAGGAGCUGACCUCCGAGCUCAACCGCUUCAAGUUCGGGGUGCGGCCAGAGGACGACGGGGCCCCCAGGCCUGUGGGGGGCAAUGGGGCGGGCAAUGGGGGGGCCUGCGGUGCCAGCGUGGGGGGGCUCCCCCUGCAGGAGGAGCUGAAAGCCGCCCGUCUCCAGAUCAACGACCUGAGCGGGAAGGUGUUGAAGCUGCAGUAUGAGAACCGGGUGCUGAUCUCCAACGUGCAGCGGUGCGACCUGGCCUCUCAGCUGGGCCCGCGCGCGGCCAGCCCCCGCGACAGGGACAGCGACGCCGAGAGCGACAAGCGGGAGAGCGAGGACGAGGCUCCGCCGCCCCCCCAGCCCAAGAGGGAGGGGCCCGUGGGCGGGGAGAGUGACUCGGAGGACCUCCUGGAGAGGACGUCCGGGUUCAGCAGCGGGAAGCCCUCGGAGCUCAGCCGCCUCAGUCCCAUGGAGCCGCCCCAGCGCCGCAGAGACGACGGCGAGACCUUCGCCAAUGUGCGGCGGGAGGCGGAGCGCCUGGGCCGGACCGUGGACCGCCUCAUCACCGACACCGACGGCCUCGUCCACGACGGCAGGCUGCUGGCGACCGCCGGGGAGCCGCCGGGGGCCGACUCGCGAGGCGACGGGGGCUCGGCGGACGGCAGGUCCGAGCCCCGGGUCUUCGACGCCAUCAACACCCGCAUGAGGGCGUUCAGGACGGAGCUGCACAUCUUCAUGGAGAAGGUGGAGCACCUGGGGGACGGGCUGCGGGACCGUGGCGAUGACCUCUCGCCCAUGCCACACCUCACCGAAUCCAGCAGCUUCCUCUCCGGAGUCACCUCCAUGUCCCGCGACUCGCCCAUCGGAACUCUGGGGAGGGACGGUGUCACCGACUUCCAGGUGUGGACACAGCUUCGGGACACACCCGUAUCUGAGGCCAGCACCCCAGCACGGGAGGUCCAGGCCCGGCUGGAACAGGAGAGGAGGUGCAGACAGGAGGAGCAGGAGGUCUACCCUGGCCUCAUUGUGCAGCAGCAGGAGGAGGAGCGGAGGGAUGGAGAUUUGGGGCGGAGCCUCGACCAAGCCUGGACCCAGGAAAGGCCGAUGCUUCAGCAGGAGCUCCGCCUCCUCCGGCACAGCACGGUCGUGUUCUACGUGAAGCUCCGGUCGCUCCUGGCGCACUGGCGCUUGGGCCGCCGGGCGGAUGCAGCCGUGGAGGGCGCCCUCCCUGAGUGUGAGACUCUGGAGAACCCCGAGCUGGGUCUUGUGGCAGAGCAGGCGGAGGGAGGGGUGGAGAGAGGGGCAGAGAGAGGGGAGCAGCCCUGCCUCCAACAUGGUGUAGGCGACGCCUCCUCACCAGGAUACCCUACACAUGCCCUUGAAGUGCUCCCACCUCAGACCCAAGUGAGUGACAGCCGGCGGGUUCUGCAUGCACUGCGGGGGCUGCUGGAGGAGCUGCGCUCGGAGCUGAGGGAGGAGGAGCAUCGGCGCUGCCAUCUGCAGCGGACCUACGCCAGCGAGAGGGCAGCAUUUGAGCUGCAGCUGGCCGAGCUGAAGAGCCGUGCUGAUCAGCUGAAGGAGGCCAGAGGGGAGGAGGUGCCGGGAGAAGAUCUGGAGCUCGCCGACCUCACUGGGGCUUUCCAACGGGAGAGAGAGGAGCACCAGAGGCUCCUGGCAGAGAGCCACAGCACCGCCCUGGACCUGCGCUGGAAACUGCAGCACGGGGAGAAGAGAUGGAGUCGGGAAAGGGCGGAGCUUCUGGAGCGCUUCGAUCGCGAGAGGCAGGACUGGGAUUGGCAUCUCAGGGAGCUACACCGCAAGAUGGAGAGGCUUCAGAGGGAGUUGAACACCAGGCGGGGUGAGGGGUCCCCUGAGGUGAAGGAUGGGGGUCACCGGGCGUUCUCCCCUCAGGACAGCCCCCGCACCCCCAGAUCUCCCAGAUCUCCCUGCAUUGCGGCCCCCGCCCCCCUCUCCGCCCGUUCCCAUUCGGACUCGGAUGCACCCCUGGAGGGCCGGCCAGCCAUGGUCAGGGUUAAAGGGGCAGAGAGCUCCCGCCCAGAGGAGAGCCUGUUCCUGGACGCCCUGUCACUGGACCCCCUCAGCGAGAGUGAGGUGCCACCCCUAUCCCGGGUCGAGAAGGACAAAAGAUUCCCGGGUUUGAAAGAGGUGCUGAACGAGAAAUCGGACCGGAAGAGCCCGAUAGCGUACCACGAGGAAGAGAUGACCAGCGGGAACCUCCUCAGGGCCAAGUCCGUGUGCUCCAUGAGUGAAUUCCAACGUCUGAUGGACAGCUCACCGUUCCUCCCUGACAGAACCACACACGGAGACGAUGGAAGGCGGGACGAGGUGACCCCACCCUUGUCGCCGGAUGACCUGAAGUACAUCGAGGAGUUCAACAGCAAAGGGUGGGACUUCCAGAGUGGCCAGAGCCUGGGGUCUGCGGCGGAGGCCUGGCCAGAGGUGCACAGACCAGAGCAGGCUGCAGACGCGUUCCAGCCGGCUUCCUGGUACCUUACCACCAGCGCUACCCUGACCACCAACACUAUGAGCAGCCCCGAGCCCUGCCAGAGACCGACCUCGCGGAAUGGCGGGGGUGCCGAUCGCUAUGCAGUCCGCGUCCUCCAUAGUCCCCCCCACAGCCUCAAGCUGGACCCCCCGUCCCUCCCCGCUGGGGCGGAGAGGCCUGGGGCCGAAACCGAGUUCAUGUUCUCCAUGACCAAAGCCAAAGGGGGUGACACCGUGGGAGGUGCGGACGAUGUGUUUGGGAGGUGGCCGUGCGACCUCUUGGAAGCGGGGCUGCGCCCCAUCGACCGCCCUGUCUGCUCCGCCGUGGGCUUCGCCUCCUCCCUGGAGCUGGAGCUGUCCAGGAACCUGAGUGACGACAUGAAGGAAGUGGCCUUUUCUGUGAGGAACGCCAUCCGCUCCAGUCCCGUCGACCGCCAGCUGAGGGACUCCGCCAGCCAGACCAACACUUUCACCACCAGGGGCACCCAAACCACCCAGACCAUCAGCGUGGGGCUCCAGACGGAGGCUCUGAGGAACAUCACCAGCAGCCCCCACAGGUGCCUGACCCCCAAGGGGGGGUCCACCCCGAUUUCCUCACCAUCCCGUAGCCUAAGAAAGAUGCAGUACUCCCCUGUCAUCCAGACCAAGUUUGAGCGCCCCUGCUGCUCGCCCAAAUACGGUUCCCCUAAGCUUCAGCGGAAACCCCCCACCCCGGCCAAAGUGGACCAAUCAAAUAGCCGGGCCCCCACCCCAACCACGCCCCAGAAGGGCUACAGCGAGUCGGCCUGGGCCCGCUCCACCACCACCAGGGACAGCCCAGUCCACACCACCAUCAACGACGGGCUCUCCAGCCUCUUCAACAUCAUUGACCACUCACCUGUCGUCUACGACGCCUUACAGAAGUUCACCAAGUCCCCCAGCCGGUCCCGGCCCGCUGAGGCCAGUUCCGCUGAGCCCAGGUCCACGGGCUUCGGCGUGGUUCAGGAGUUCCUCAAGAACGUGAGGGGCAGGUCCCCCAGCCCCGUCCAGCUGAUUGUAGAGACCCAGGGGGACAAGAACGCAGAGGUCAUCAGCAUAAGGCAGGACCUCUCCGCCCCUCCGGGGUACACCCUCGCCGAGAACGCGGCCAGGAUCCUGAAUAAGAGGCUGAUGGAGCAGGACGCUGAGGAGGAGAGGAGAACCCCCUCAGGCAGUCAGACCGGCCAGGCCAAGGAGGGGAGGCCCAGUGAGGGGGAGAAGGGAGCCAUGGAGGAACUACCACGCUCUCCUGUAGCUCCGCCCCUGGACUCCUGCUUUUUGAGACCCGCCCGUCCAGCCAAUCAGCGACCGCCUUCUCGCUGGGCGGCCCGCUCCCCUUCCUCCUCUCCGCACUGGUCCCAGAAGCCCGAGAGGAAGUUCCACUUCCCACCGAUGGAGCCCAGUCAGGUGCUGCCGGAGGCCGAAGAGCCUGGUCAAGGACAGUAGCCAAGCUCUGCAGAACAUCCCCCCUUUACACCCACCAAAACCAACUUCCCUUACCAGUGCCACAGACGACACCUCCCAUGCAAACAAGGACUGAAACCAAGGAAACCAGCCUGACAGAAACUAUCCUGGGAGAAACCAGAAGUGGACGCCACAGAAACACAGAUCUGGAAUGUGUUCAAAUGAUAAACAAAUCUGUUAAAGGUGCCUGCGUAAACUUCUUGAGUUUUUGAUUGUACAUAUAUAUACAGUAUAUACAUAUAUACAUAGUAUAUAUAUAUAUUUAUUUAUUAUAUAUAUAUAUAUUUUAGUCUCCAUCUUAUUUUUUGUGGAUUAAUCAGAUGUGUUUAUCAGGUGCAAAGGAAGGCUAUGGUUUGGUAGCCUCUUAUUUCAGCUGCCUCAUUGUCAGGACUGCUUCACCUGGAAGUUUCCUGUUUUUGGCACAUUUAACAUGUUUUUCCCCUUCCGGUGUAAACAUUUAUGUCCAGUUUUCUUUUAAGCGUCCCCGGACUUCCUGCAGUGAAGCUUGAACUAAAAGAAAGCCCAAUUGUGAUUGUAGGAAAUAUGAAAAUGUUUUCUUUUUUAAACCUGCUUAAUGUUGAACAAGGUAAGAGAAAGCAUGAUGUCAACAAAGGUGGACAUUUUUGCUUUAAUGAAUGAAUGUUUUGCUCUGUAAUGGAUGCACUACAGUGGUUACACAGCCAAUUAAAAUGACAGGAAAUGGCCACAGAUUGUCAGGCAGUUGUGCACAUCAGUGUAAUAUUUGAUCAGCAUGCCUCUUGAAUACUAGCACUUUAGUGCAUGUAUGUAUACAAGCUAACGUGUGUCACCAUCACCCAUAGUGUGAGCCACAGAACACCAAUUUAAAAACUUUGUGAGGGUAUUCUUGUACUGUAGUUUUGUUGUAACCUAAUUUGCAUCAGUUUAAUUCCAAACGAUUUUUAAAGUAAAUGAUUGUACCUAAAAAAUGUAUUUGUACAGCUGUUAUGAACAGACCAAAUUUUGUUUUGUUUAUGUUUUCUUUUAGAAGAGCAAACACUGAUUGUAAAAAUAAAAUGAGUGUUGUCAUUGGAAUGUCAGUGUAAGACCUGGUAUUAAAUGAAUGUAUGUUUACA
Messenger RNA from Anguilla anguilla (European eel), 7383 nucleotides. RefSeq names its product microtubule cross-linking factor 1. Bases 485 to 6271 code for a protein of 1928 amino acids. The transcript is spliced from 14 exons. Gene Ontology annotation, biological process: regulation of autophagy. NCBI's taxonomy places the organism in Eukaryota, Metazoa, Chordata, Actinopteri, Anguilliformes, Anguillidae. The record is from RefSeq and is a predicted model, not a curated record.